AUGGGUCUCUGUCUCAAGGCAACGCAGGUCUGCCUGCUGCUGCUGUUCUGCAGCUGGGCAGCCCUUUCUGACGGAACCUCCGAAUGCAUUGAGCCCAUGGUGAGGAUUGAUAAAAAAACAAUAUUAGUCGCUGCCAAAAAAUCCAUGACUGAAAGCCACAUUCUGGAGGAAAUGGCAGAGUCUGCGACCAAAAACCAGGGUGGCGCGAAAGCUAUCAAAGGCAUCAAAGGGCUGAAAGUUACAGAUAUCCAGCCCCCCGAGCUUGAAAUGAAAUUGCACGAACCUGCGGACAUGGAAAUGGACUUGGGAUCUCAGAUAACAAUUGCUGGGAAAAGCUUCAUAGGUGGCACCAUGGAGAUCACGGUGAAAUCACGAAUGAGAACCAUCAGCUGCAUUGAAUACGAUGCCAAUAAAGAACUCAAGAUGAAAGUAAAACAAUGCACUGUGGAGCUGAUAAGCUGCAAAACCAACCUCCCUAGCAGCAUGCUUCCGAAGAUUGUGAACAAAUUCCUUAAUUCUACCCUCCAGAAAGUCCUCCCCGGCAUGAUGUGCCCGGCAACAGACAAAGUGCUCUUGCACAUGGAGGAGAAAAUGAAGAAAGCAUUUGAGGAAUGCCCUAUUGGUGAUCGGGGAACAAUACAGUAUACAAUGAACGGGCUGCCAAAAGUACAUGAAGGCGCCUUGGACAUGAAGUUCAAGCCCGUAGUCCGAGACAGAGAUGGAAAUGAAAUUGCAAACGUCUGUGAAGCACCAGGCUCUGAAGUUUCUUACUCAAGAGGUGAUGGCAUCACUCAAGUCGUCAUACCGACGGCUAUCCUGAACACUGUGUUGGAACUAUUCAAGAAAGACAUGGACUGUGACGCUACUAGAGACUCGGUUUCUGAUCUAACAGUGGGCAAGAUGAAAGAAAUGAUACCAGGGCUUCCAGAUAUGGACCCCUCAAAGAAUGCAAAGUUGGAAAUCAGAUCUGUAGAAACGCCCAAGGUUCGCAUCGAAGAUGGCAAAAGUAUCAUGGCAGUCCAUUCGACCAUAGACGCCAAAACAGAUCCAGACAACGAACCCAUCUGCACCAUCGACAUGGUGCACGAAUGGGAUGUUGGCUAUGAGCAGGUCGAGGACACAAUGAAAGUUUUCUUGCAACCAGAAACGGGCAGGACCACAGCAAUAUCUAUGACUUCUCCCUCAGGCGGCGACAUUAAUGAAGACCAACUAAAGGAAUAUCUGCAGAAUGCCAUAAUCACCACUUGCAUCCCAGGGAUAAAUGAUGCCCUGGAAAAGAACCAGAUGAAAAUGCCCAACCUGAUGGGGGCUGACUAUGGUCACCCUGAAUUCAAGAUGAUGGAGGGUCAUGUGAUCCUUGAGGUGGACCACAGCAAUGUCGAGGACGAUUCCAUGAUAGACUUGGAGAAGUUUAAAAACUUAAAAAUGGCUGUUUAA
Zootoca vivipara (common lizard) is the source of this 1437-nucleotide messenger RNA. Its product is annotated as BPI fold-containing family B member 6-like. NCBI's taxonomy places the organism in Eukaryota, Metazoa, Chordata, Lepidosauria, Squamata, Lacertidae. Gene Ontology annotation, molecular function: lipid binding. The record is from RefSeq and is a predicted model, not a curated record.